Messenger RNA from Poecilia latipinna (sailfin molly), 3640 nucleotides. RefSeq lists its product as uncharacterized. Bases 674 to 2245 code for a protein of 523 amino acids. NCBI's taxonomy places the organism in Eukaryota, Metazoa, Chordata, Actinopteri, Cyprinodontiformes, Poeciliidae. Gene Ontology annotation, molecular function: interleukin-17 receptor activity. The record is from RefSeq and is a predicted model, not a curated record. The transcript is spliced from 11 exons.
GCAAACACACUGUACAAAGUGCCAGCUGGCAGAGAAGCUCUUCUCCUUCAACUUUCAACAUGUUGUGUGUACGGAUGGUAUUGCACAGACCCUGGUUGUAAUGAACGGUUAUUUAAGUUUCUUUUACUUUUCUAACUUUUUCAGUUGGGAUGCAAAUUAUCCUCUUACAUCAAUAAUUUGUCUUUUACUCAGACAAGAUCUGCUCCUUGUUUGUUUACUUUUUUUUUGGACUCAGAUCUAGCUGUGCAUGAACAUCCAGAUCAGCUGUUUUUGAAAUCCUCAGACAAGCAUCUGGGAUCAUCUGCAUGCUGCAUUUAAAAUAGCUGAAACUUACUUUAUAAUUUUAAUAUUGUUUCUUCUUAAUUCUGAUGUUCGGGUUAAUCUGCAGCAAGGCACGGCCAUCAUUUCUAGAUACUUGAUAAGAGUACACUAUGAAUGUUUUGAACUGUUCAAAUGUGACUGACAUCAGCCUAUCGCAUUCGCAAAAAGAAGUGUUAUUUAAAGUGUCUGGAUGUUAUGUCAUUUAAAAAUGCAAUGCAGAUAUACAAUGGAUUGACGAGGGUAUAAAAGUUUACAUUGUUUUUAUAUUUUUUGGAUAACACAGUUGCGACUGACAGAGAGAGUGGAUUUUAAGGCUCCUAUUGUGGUCACCGCAGAUUCAAAGGAAACACAAAUGGUCAAAAAUAUCACAUUUCCUUUGGAAAAAGAUGUCUGUCCCUUGAAUCGUUCUCCAGAGCCCAAAGUUCCUAGGCUCCAUGUAUAUGACACAGAAAACUUGGUCCGGCUGCAGCUGCAAAAUAUUUCUUCCACACAAGGGAAGAUCUAUUGGGUAAUGGAAUGGGAUGACAUAUCUGGACAGCCUCUUUUGUGGCCUACCAACAAGAGUGAAAUAGUUAUCCCAUCAUAUCUCAUUGCACCAUGCCUAUGCUUCCUGGCAUGGUUUGAUAGUAAAGACACGAAAGGAAAGUACUGUCCUUUCACAAAUAAAACAGACGCUCUGAGAAGAAUGCAGAACAACGUGUCUGUGGCUAUGGUGGAGUCUCCGUUAAGUAGUGGGGACACGGGGCUGAGCUGGAAUGUAACCUCUCCCUGUAAAGUGCAGACAGAGGUGCAAUUGUGCAAGAAAGACAUGGCAGGAGGCCAGUGUGAAGAAGUGACGGGCUCCAGAGAGCAACUCGGCACUGCUGGUUGGAAGGCGGUGCACAGAGUACACUGGCAAGCAGGGGAGUUCUCGCCACACCUACACCCACACCCACACCCUCAGCUUUGUGUGCAGGUUAAAUCUGAAGGGAUGGUCUCGUUCUCAGAGCCCCAGUGUCCAUUUGAAACACAUCGAGAAAGAUGGAUUCUUCUGCUUCUCGUCGGAUUUAUCCUGAUAUGUCUGGCUAUACUUGGAGUCUAUUUGAUACGAGGCGUUCUGAAAGGAUAUGUUUGGAGGUGGUUGAAGGAUGAUGACGUCAAAGGUGCCGUGGGUGGCGGUCAUGUGAUGCUGCUAUAUCCGCCUGAUGAUGACAAGCGUCUGCCAGAGCUCCUAUGUCACUUGGGUUCAUCUCUUCAGGCCCUGGGCUUCACCGUGUCUCUUGACCUCUGGAGCCAGUGCGAACUCGGCGUGCUCGGCCCCGUGCCGUGGCUCCACUCGCGACUGGACCGUCUGAAGCGGCAGGGCGGCAAGGUGGUGCUAGUCCUAACCCAGACCACGUGGGCCAGAGCCGAGGAAUGGGGAGCCCGCAGCUGCGAGAACAAUGAAGAGAACAUCAGAGGAGUGGAGAGGGACUCUGCCUCGUCCUGCCACGUGGAUGUUUUUGGCGCCUCGCUGAGCUGUAUUCUUGCAGACUAUUUACAGGGCCGCGCAGGCGAGCGGUUCAUGCUGGUGCAGUUUGAGUCACUCCCUCCUGCGCCUCCAGGUGGCUAUCGGCCGCUUCCACGGCUUUUUUGUGGACUCCAUCUCUACAGCCUUCCUUCCCAAAGUCUGGGCUUUCUGACUGAGCUGGCGGGCUCCAAACAAAUCGCCUCAGCAUCAGCAAGGCGGAAAAGAGCAGGGGGGCUUCGAAUGGCAUCCAGAGCGUUUGCCAAAAGGCUGUCGGGGUUCACAGCGGGGACAAAUGUGUUGCACCUUGCUGGUGUAUCUCCAGGCUGUGUUGGGCGGGAAGAGGAAGACUCUGGGGAAAUACUACUAUUGGAACCAAAUUUAAUCACACCACCGUCCAGUCCUGAUACAGUGGUCGGUAAAAUGGAUUGGGUCUGACAACUAGAGAGGAUCGUAAAGGACAAGUUAUGGGAGGCUUCAGUGAACAAAUAUACCUCAAUUAAUGCACAAAGACAUCCAUUUUCUGUUUGUGUUACCCUUACUGUAUUGUGGGAUGCUGUCGCUUGAUGAUCUCCAAGUGUCUCCAGAAGUUGUUGGACAGAAGGCAGUUAAGGGUUAGGAUACAACUGCAUGACAUUAGAGCAUUCUAUGGAAAUAAUAUUGGUAAAUAUUGCAUUGAUGAUAUCAGUUACGAUAUGCCUAAUAUUUUCCUUCUUGUCUCUAUUGUCUGUGCUUCAAUGUUAUUAGCGUCCAGUGUGAGGAUUUGCUGCAGUGAGACUGAGAUUAAUAUUGGAAGAAAAUGCAAUUUCAUAAGUCUUGGAAUAUGUUAGCUGCAAUUAUUGCACUCCAGAGAGUCCUUUGAAAUAUGUUUAUUGCGCAGUCUGAUAUUGCAAUAAUUUUGCGAUAUACUGUGCGGACCAGGGUAGACCCUGGUUAGGUUGCUGAUCCAGGACAUGGCAACACAGAAAAGCACAAGGCAAACAACCACACAGACAUGUUCUGCCACCUGUGGGGAAUUGAAAGAGAAACGUAGCACACUUAGUUUGAACAAUGUGAAGAAAGUGGAGCAACUGGAGAAAACCUACACACGCAUAGGGAGAAAAUUUGAACUCGGAGUUCAGAAAAUGCACACAAACAUCUAUAGUUAGUUUGAAGUGACCUGUUUACCAUGUCUCUCAACUGUGGGAGGAAUAUGACAUGUUUGGGAGAAAACACUCAUGCCUAAGGACAACAUGGAAAUUGUGUGGGACAUGUUGAGAAAAAGCAUCAUAUUGUUCAACAGUUUUGCUAGUUAGGUUUAUCAAACAGUAAUGUCGGCUUGAUAAACCUGGAUGGUGUGUUUAGCAGCAAGAGCAGUUUUAUAUGAUAAACAUCAGGUCAGUAAAGCUUGAGCAGCUAACGCUUAAGAGAAACUUGAUCCAGCACUGGAACAUGACACUACCUGGAAAAACAAAAUGCAUUAAAUAUAGAAGAUAUUUUUAGGAGUUUGCAAAUUUUGUUUGAUUGUGAUCUUGAAAAAGCAAAAUGGCAUUAACUCAAAACCUCAGAGAGAGCAUUCUCAGUGUAGCAUGCACUUGAUAUUUAUACCAACCUUUUCACAGGCACUGUGUGUAUUUAAGUCAUUUUACUUGUACAUGAUGGUCUUGCACUUCAUCUGGACAGUAAAAACCGUACAACUCCCAAAAGAAAAAAUGUAUAUAUAUAUGAUAGACUGUACAUGUAAAUAUGCUAUAUGGUUUGCUCAGGAAUUCUGAGUUGGUUUUAUACUGUGAUUUCUCUUAAAUGUUUUGAUAUGGGAUUGAAUAAAGCAUUAUUGUAUUUCUCUAUAAACAA